CGUUGUGACGAAACAAUACAGGGUAGUGAUAUGAUCACAGGUUUCACUUACCAACUUCCGGAAUGGAAGAAUGGUGUUCUAAUUCAUCAUGCGGUUCCUAUUGUGGAUGAUGACAGCUUGAAUGUGCUCUUCGAUUUUAUGGCACAAAACCCUUGUUGUUUGGGUGCUGCAGUACAUGCUUGGAUUAGUCAGGGUGAAAAUGAGACAUGGAGUAUGCCAUCUGAUCACGAGUAUGAUGACGAGGAGGAGGAGGAGGAGGAGGACGAGGAAGAGGAAGAGGAAGAGCCUAAUGGUCCUCGAGAUUAUUUCUUGCAGGGUAAUGAAGAGGAUGAUGAAUUAUCAUAUGUUGAUUCAUAUAACAUAAUUCCAAUGCCUAUUGUUGCUGAUUUCGAAGUAGAAUUCUACAAGGGGCAAAUAUACUACUCCAAACAAGCUGCACAUAUGGCGAUUAAAUAUCACGCACAAGAACGCAACUUUCAGUAUGUCGUGGUGGAGUCAUUACCUUCAAUCUGGAAGGUCAAAUGUUUGAAGCACAAGGAUGAAAAUUGUGCUUGGAUGGUGCGGUUUGGAUGUCAAGAUGUUGGAAGCGAAUGGAUUGUGAGAAAGUCCAAUUUGAUGCAUUCUUGUAGCAGUACGACUCAACCGACGGAUCGUCGCCAUCUUGAUGUCGACGUUAUAUCUGAGUCCGUGAAACAUUUGGUACGUGCCCAACCAAAUCUGAGUGUUCUAACUAUGCAAGCUGAGUUGAAAGAUAAGUUUCAUAUGGAAGUUACUUACAAGAAGGCUUGGUAUGAGAAACAAAAAGCAUUAGAGAAGUUGCAUGGAAAUUGGGAAGAAUCCUACGAUUAUUUGCAAACUUUCUUGCAGGUGGUAAAGAGAAAAAUGCCAACAUCAGUGAUUGAUUGGGUAAGAAUUCCUUCAUCACAGCUAGGUCAUAUGAUCUUUCUCCGAGUAUUUUGGGCAUUUGGACCUUGUAUAGAUGGAUUCAAAAAUUGUCCAGGAGUCAUGGUUGUUGAUGGAACAUUUCUUACUGGAAAGUAUAAAGGAGUGCUACUCAUGGCAUGCUCAUUUGAUGGUCGGAAGAAGAUUUUUCCAAUUGCAUUUGCCAUAGUGGAGAGUGAGAAUACUGAUAGUUGGUCAUGGUUCAUAAGACGCCUUCAAGAUUUGACCGAUCGAAAUGAUGUAUGCAUUAUCUCAAAUAGACAUGCGAGACUCUGUGAAGAUAUGAGUGACAUCGGAAGAGCUUGGGAGUGGAGGUGGUGCAUGCGACACUAUGCAAGCAACUUGCAAAGAAAGACUAAAAGCAAGAUUAUGUAUAAUCAACUUGUUCGAGUCGCCAAAGAAAAACGUUUGGAGAAGUUCGAUCGUCAAGUUGAGCAAUUUAAGAAGAUGGCCGUUGAUAGAAAUGUCGCAUGCAGUAACUGGGUGGACCAAAAUCAAAUCCGUUGGAGCUUAGCAUGUGAUAACCAUAAUGGUGGGCGUCGAUGGUCUAUCAUGACAUCCAACAUGUCAGAGAGCAUCAAUAGUGUUUUCAAAGGUAUUCGUUCACUUCCUGUAGCUUCUCUUGUGCAACAUACUUAUUGGCGAUUAUUGGAGAAAUUCGAUAAGAUGAGGUUGGAGACAGAAGCAGAAAUCAGAAGUGGUCAUUCACAGUACACCAAGACAUGCGAAGAUCUUAUCAAAGGAUGGGCACAAAAGGCAGUUGGACAUUCUGUCACGGGGGUUGAUCGACGUCAAGGCAUCUAUGUAGUUCGGACUCCUCCCAAUAAUUCCAACAUGACUGGUUCAAACAUACUCACAGUGCACUUCGACAACAACAAUCGGGUGGGGUUUUGCACGUGUGGAAAAUUCCAAGGACAUAAAAUUCCUUGCUCUCAUGCCAUUGCAGUUUGCAACCGAAUGGGUGUUAACCCGUAUAGGUUUGUAAAUGACAUCUACAAGCUUGAAAGAGUAUUGGCUUGUUAUGGGACAAGUUUCACACCUCUUGAUGAACCUAAGGGUUGGAAGAAGCACAAUGGCUCUACACUCCAUCCCAAUGUGUACAUGAUUAGGAAUCCGGGGAGACCACGAUCAACAAGAAUUCACAACGAGAUGGAUUGUCCUAGAGAGGGUGUAGCUCAACAAGUGUGUAGGAACUGUAACCAAUCUGGACAUAAUGCAUCAACUUGUGGUGGCCAACCAAGUGGCAGUGGGAGCCAACGAAGAGGAAGUGGUGGCCAAUGACAUGCAAGAGGUAGUAGAAGAGGAAGUAGUGGCAACAGAAUUGGCUAGUAGUUUGGUGGAACUUUUAUUUGUUGUUAGAACUUUUAUCGAAUGUCGUAGUUGUUGGAACUUUUGAACGAUGUAGUAGUUGUUAUUGUUUGAAAUAGUUACUUGAACUUUUAUCAAAAGUAGUAGUUGUUGUUUGUUGUUUUUAUAGUUCAAGUUUCCACUUUAGUCAAUAGUAUCAUACAUGACAAUAAUAGUACCAUAAUACAUUACGAAACGAUAAAUAGUCCAUAAUAGUAUCAUAAUACACCACGAAAUGAAUAAUUAACCAUAGAAGUCCAUAAUAGUAUCAUAAUACAUUACAAGGAAAAAAUAACCACAAAAGUCCAUAGUAGUAACAUAAUACAUCACAAGUUAAAAU
Molecule: messenger RNA, 2629 nt
Organism: Linum trigynum
Lineage: Eukaryota; Viridiplantae; Streptophyta; Magnoliopsida; Malpighiales; Linaceae
Source: the annotation of a GenBank genome assembly